This is a messenger RNA of Malurus melanocephalus (red-backed fairy wren), 2640 nucleotides long. It is a transcript of the gene TRAPPC13, whose product is annotated as trafficking protein particle complex subunit 13. Bases 15 to 1268 code for a protein of 417 amino acids. The transcript is spliced from 13 exons. Gene Ontology annotation, cellular component: TRAPPIII protein complex. NCBI's taxonomy places the organism in Eukaryota, Metazoa, Chordata, Aves, Passeriformes, Maluridae. The record is from RefSeq and is a predicted model, not a curated record.
CGCGGGUGAAGGCCAUGGACGUCAACCAGCCCAAGCAGGAGCAUUUGCUGGCCCUGAAAGUGAUGAGGCUAACCAAACCCACCUUAUUCACUAAUAUUCCGGUGACUUGUGAAGAAAGAGAUUUGCCAGGUAAUCUAUUUAACCAGCUCAUGAAAGAUGAUCCUUCUACUGUAAAGGGUGCAGAAACUUUGAUGUUAGGAGAAAUGCUGACUUUGCCUCAAAAUUUUGGAAAUAUAUUUCUGGGAGAGACAUUUUCCAGUUAUAUUAGUGUGCACAAUGAUAGCAAUCAAGUUGUCAAGGACAUAUUGGUGAAGGCUGAUCUUCAGACAAGCUCUCAGCGCUUGAACCUUUCAGCCUCCAGUGCUGCAGUGGCAGAACUGAAACCUGACUGUUGCAUUGAUGAUGUGAUCCAUCAUGAAGUAAAGGAGAUAGGAACCCACAUCUUAGUUUGUGCAGUAAGUUAUACUACACAGACUGGAGAGAAGAUGUACUUCAGAAAGUUCUUCAAAUUUCAGGUUCUUAAACCACUAGAUGUGAAAACCAAAUUCUACAAUGCGGAGAGUGACCUCAGUUCUGUGACAGAUGAAGUGUUUCUGGAAGCUCAGAUUCAGAACAUCACUACCUCUCCAAUGUUUAUGGAGAAGGUUUCUUUAGAGCCAUCUAUGAUGUACAAUGUUGCAGAACUGAACACAGUUGACACAGCAGGGGAAAGUGAGUCUACUUUUGGUGCAAGGACUUACUUACAGCCUAUGGAUACACGUCAGUACUUAUACUGUCUAAAACCAAAGCAAGAAUUUGCAGAGAAAGCUGGAGUAAUCAAAGGUGUAACAGUGAUUGGUAAACUAGACAUUGUAUGGAAAACUAACCUGGGUGAACGAGGAAGGCUGCAAACUAGCCAACUCCAAAGAAUGGCUCCUGGUUAUGGUGAUGUAAGGCUUUCAUUGGAGACAAUACCAGAUACUGUAAAUUUGGAAGAACCUUUUGACAUUACAUGUAAAAUAACCAACUGCAGCAGUGAAAGGACUAUGGAUCUGGUUUUAGAAAUGUGCAAUACUAAUUCCAUCCACUGGUGUGGAGUUUCGGGAAGGCAACUUGGAAAGCUGCACCCAAGCUCAUCCCUCCAUCUUGCACUUACAUUGUUGUCUUCAGUGCAGGGAUUGCAGAGUGUCUCUGGCCUAAGACUUACAGAUACAUUUUUGAAGAGAACAUACGAGUAUGAUGAUAUUGCACAAGUCUGUGUAGUUUCUUCAGAAGUCAAGCAAAGUUGAAAAAAAAAUUCUGUAGUUUUGCUGGGCUUGUUUUAUUUUUGACCAACUUCUUUAUGUUUUUGCAGUCCAAUUGUAUUAAAAUGAGUACAAAAAUUCCCCAAAUCCCUAUAUAGAUGUAAAUGUAAUAAUGAUUAUUUAAUUUCUCUGAGCAUUUCUUGAAUGUUUUAAAAUCUUUUAAAACAUGCAUAUGCAUUUUAUCUACUAAAAAUAAAACCUUUGAAAAAAUUGUAGUUCUAGCAAAUUAUAUUGCAUUUACAUAAUCUCAGGAUAGGGGGAUGAGAUUGAUAWGAAAUAGUGACAUUUUGUACUUACUUUUCUUAUUUUGGUUUUUUUAAAGUAUUUAAACCCUUUUAAAAUCAUGAUUCUGACAAAACUGCUUCAGUUCAAAGGAGCUGAUGUUUUACAGACAAGUUCCUGGAAUCCAAAUCCCUAAAAGAAAUAAUUUUGGGUACCUAGCAUGGCAGGUAUUUGCAUGGUACAUGCAUAGCCAUAGGAAAUAGAACUUGAUAAAGUUAUGACAUGAAAGACCGCAGCUGGCACUGUUGAGGCACCAGGAGCUAGGCAGUGGAGUAUAAGCCAAAGACUGUGUUGGUUGUGGUCCAGUCUUUGAAGAGGAAGCAAUACUGCAAAUCUGUCCCAAUCAUCUGCAGUCAUGACCAGAAUUGCGCAUCCCAUCAGUACAGGACAUGCUGAAAGGCAUAUGUUUUUCCAACUAGUACGGAAUUGAAAACUAAAAUAGCAAAACUCAGAUAGUUUUUUACUAUUAAAAUAAGGUGGUGCCAAUUAUUCUUCCUAUCCCAUAUUUAUAUAUAUUUUUAAGAAGGAAAAAACCCCCUGCAUGUCUGCCUUAGAUCACAUUCUAUAAAGCAUAUACAGAAAGAAGUUUAGGUCCUGGUCAAGCACUAAAAUGUGCUUUUCCCUAGUUUUGUUUUGACAAAAACUGGAAUUAUUUUUAGCUGAAAUAUCUAUGGUCACCCCAAGAUAGCUAUUUAUUAGAUAAAAUGGCAACUGUCUUUCCUAAUUUAACACUAGRUAAACUAGUGUUAAAUAUUCUAGUCAGCAGUUUGUGUUUCUCACCUACAUGUUGGAACUUAGCAACAUUAGUUAGUUUUGAUGGUAUUCUACUUUAGGCUUUUCCAUGUAUAAAAUCUUAAAGUGUAGAAUUCAAGUUAAGAUUUUGUUUAAAUUUAGGACCAGCUCCAUGUAUUAAAGGGACUAAAUCUAUACGGGAAACAGUAAAUUGGAAAUGUGUCCUGCCUAUGUGAUAAAAUCCAACCAACGUGAACAGGUAUUUUAAAGAAUGCAAUUUACAUGUUACUUCAGAUAUAUAAAUCAGAAAACCACAACUAUACAGACAAAAAAGUAUAUAACU